Molecule: messenger RNA, 920 nt
Organism: Mixia osmundae IAM 14324
Lineage: Eukaryota; Fungi; Basidiomycota; Mixiomycetes; Mixiales; Mixiaceae
Exons: 2
Coding region: 28-879 (283 amino acids)
Biological process (GO): translation
Cellular component (GO): ribosome
Molecular function (GO): structural constituent of ribosome
Source: RefSeq, a predicted model, not a curated record
GACAGCAUCGACGGCACACUGAAGACUAUGCAGCGAGCCACACAGCUCGGACGGCGGCACUUUGCAAGCACAGCCCGGCGGAGAGCAGAUGGAUCUGCUACAGACCCAGCAGCAGCGCCUGCAGAGACAACAAAGGAAACCAUUGGCAUAGAUCUUGAUCUCUUCAGGCGAUUGGCCUCUCAACCCGCCUCAGCACCCGCCAGACGAGCUUCACAGCCCGGCCGAGACCUACAACCGUCCAGUCAACCGAACACACCCUCAUUGAACCCGUUCAGCUUUGGCGGACGGGGUCUCUCGAGAGCGAGAGCGCCUUACACGCUCCAUGUGCACUCGACGAGCAACAACACCAUCCUGACCUUUUCAGUCAGCGACAAGCACAGCCGAUCAUGGUCAAAGGAUUCCUACGGAAGCUCUUACAGCUCUCUGGGCGCUCUCAGUAGCUACGCAGUCGCCCCACCGCCGCCUGGUGUCAUCGCAUCUGCAGGGUCCAGCACGCAGAGCCAGCAGGAGAAACCUUCUCUGCCGGGUCAACCGGUCUUCACUGUCACUGCCGGUCAGCUCGGCUUCAAGAAAGGUCAACGGGGAGGCUACGAGGCCGGCACGCAGACCUCGCAGAAAAUGUUCUCUCUCAUCGAUGGCCUCAUUCAGAACAAGGGCAUGGACGCCAUCAAAGGCGCCAAAGGGCAGUGGAAGACAAAGCGAGCGCCGCCAACAUCGAUCGAAGUGAGCUAUUCUGGCUUCGGUCAAGGGCGGGAUGCAGUCCAUGCGGCCAUGCUCACCGAGCCCGGCAACAGAGUGAGAGAGCUCGUGACCCGAGUCAUAGACGCUACGCCAAUCAAAAUUGGCGGUGUGAGACCUCGCAAACGUCGUAUCUUGUAAGACAAGUAUGCAUGACAACAACAUUUGCAUGAAAAACCCCU